Suillus clintonianus is the source of this 1640-nucleotide messenger RNA. Its product is annotated as peptidase family M48-domain-containing protein. Bases 121 to 1518 code for a protein of 465 amino acids. NCBI's taxonomy places the organism in Eukaryota, Fungi, Basidiomycota, Agaricomycetes, Boletales, Suillaceae. The record is from RefSeq and is a predicted model, not a curated record. The transcript has 8 exons. Gene Ontology annotation, biological process: CAAX-box protein processing. Gene Ontology annotation, molecular function: metalloendopeptidase activity. Gene Ontology annotation, cellular component: endoplasmic reticulum membrane.
GCCGCCACGUGGUCAUUUAAGGAAGUGUCACGUGUCCAAAUAAAACAGCAAUGUUCUCUAGUAAGUAAGUAGACGAUUCUCCCUAACCCCUUGCUAACGCCCAGGACUGUGCUGCACAUCAUGGAUCUGCUGCACUCUCAACUCGCGGCACUCCAGCAAAAACUGUCCUUUGUUGCAACUGAUCCAAUUGACUGGAAGUUUUAUGUCCAAGCUUUCUCAUGGGGUGUUACCCUGUUCGAGUCUUACCUUCUAAUUCGUCAGUAUCCUCUGUACUCGAAAACUUCACCUCCAGAGGUUUUAGCAGGCCAUUUUGAUGACGAGGCAUUCAAAAAGUCCCAGAAUUACGGCAAGGACAAAGCAAAAUUCUCCCUGGUCACUGGACUGUUCAAGCAAGCCCUGGAUUCUGCCAUGCUUCACUAUGGAUUAUACGCAUUUGCAUGGAACAUGGGUGGGCGGACGAUCGCCUACUUCGGAUAUGGUAGCGAGUAUGAGAUCUCGCAAUCUCUUGCGUUUGCUAUCGUGCUUUUUGUUAUCUCGUCCAUACCUUCCAUACCUCUCUCUGCUUACCAAACGUUUGUUCUGGAAGAGAAGCACGGCUUUAACAAGACUACGCCCACGUUAUUCGUCACCGACUUAUUGAAAGGCUGGGCGAUUGGAUUCGUCAUCGGCAUGCCGUUCCUCGCUGCUUUCCUCUACGUCUUCAAGUGGGCCGGAGACCGCUUUGUUCCAUGGCUCAUGGCUUUUCUACUGGCUUUCCAGAUCAUUAUGGUUAUCAUAUAUCCAACUGUGAUUCAACCACUCUUCAACAAGCUUUCCCCUCUCAAAGAGGGUGAGCUACGCACGAGGACUGAAUCUCUCGCGACGAAGCUCAAGUUCCCCUUGAAGCAUUUGUACGAGAUCGACGGUUCCAAGCGUAGCUCCCAUAGCAAUGCUUAUUUCUUCGGAUUGCCAUGGAGCAAACACAUUGUCAUCUUCGAUACCCUGAUCAAAGAAAGCAAGCCCGACGAAGUCGAGGCAGUUUUAGCGCAUGAACUCGGCCACUGGUACCACAUGCACCCAACGAAAUUGCUCUGUGUGUCCCAAGUCCACAUUUUCACUAUCCUUGCCAUGUUUCCCGCCUUCUUGCAUGCACCUCAGUUCCUUCGGUCAUUCGACUUUCCUGAGGCUGUUUCGGUCUUCCCGCCAACUAUCGUCGCAUUCUUGCUAUUCCAGAUGAUUCUUAGCCCCCUAGAAGCUGUCAUUGGCAUCGCGCUCAAUUUCCUUUCGCGUCAGUUUGAAUGGGAGGCUGACCGUUUCGCGUGCGAGAUUCAAGAACGGUUGUCGGCUCCAGAGAUGAAGGAUAUGGGCGAAAGGCUUUCACGGGCGUUGAUUACCCUUCAUGUCAAGAAUCUGAGCACCGUAUGGGUUGAUUGGCUAUACUCGGCUUAUCAUCACUCACACCCGACAUUGACAGAGCGAUUGAAGGCCCUCCAGGCAUUCCAAGCUAAGAGGGAUGGUGCAGCGAAGAAAGAUCUUUAGCAGACUCGCUUCCAUUGGAUUAAGUACGUAUAGUACACGCAUUUGUAUAUUGCAUCCUAGGUAUUAUGCACGCUCAGCGAAUAUUAUUGGAUACGGAUAGUAUCAUUCUCCAACUAGUGUUC